Cucumis sativus (cucumber) is the source of this 1549-nucleotide messenger RNA. RefSeq names its product L-lactate dehydrogenase B. Bases 82 to 1320 code for a protein of 412 amino acids. Gene Ontology annotation, biological process: carboxylic acid metabolic process. The transcript is spliced from 2 exons. The record is from RefSeq and is a predicted model, not a curated record. Lineage: Eukaryota; Viridiplantae; Streptophyta; Magnoliopsida; Cucurbitales; Cucurbitaceae. Gene Ontology annotation, molecular function: L-lactate dehydrogenase (NAD+) activity. Gene Ontology annotation, cellular component: cytoplasm.
UAAAAGUGAAAAGAUAUAAAUAUUAAAGCACUUCAAGUGAAAGAUAUAAUAUGUUGGUGGUGAUAGUAAGAUCGUAUUAAAAUGUAUAAAACUUAUAUUGAGGAUAUCAACUUUGUAUUACACCAAUCCAUCAAAUCCAUGCAAAAAAAUGAAGAAAAAUUUUCUUCUUCUUCAUCCUUUCCAACGCGUUCCCCUUACAAAAUCCGCCAAGUUAUCUGCAACAAAAAAUUCCACCGCCGAUCACAAUCUCCAAAACCCUUUUUUGCAAUGCAGAAAAGUCCCUCAACCUCUUCCUUAGGUCCCGGCGGCCUCGACCUUUCUCAAGCCUUCUUCAAACCAAUCCGCGACGCCUCUCCUCUAUCCACCUCAAAUUGCAACACCAAAAUCUCUGUCAUCGGCACUGGAAACGUCGGUAUGGCCAUCGCUCAAACCAUCCUCACUCAAGAUCUGGUCGAUGAACUCGUCCUCGUCGACGCCAAGCCCGACAAACUCCGUGGCGAAAUGCUAGAUCUCCAACACGCUGCUGCUUUUCUCCCUCGUACAAAAAUCAGCGCCUCCACUGAUUACUCCAUUACUGCUAGAUCUGAUCUGUGUAUUGUUACUGCUGGUGCUCGGCAGAUCGCCGGUGAAUCUAGGUUGAACCUAUUGCAGAGGAAUGUUACUCUGUUUCAGAAGAUCGUUCCGCUGUUGGUUCAGUUCUCUCCUGAGACGAUUCUUUUGAUUGUUUCGAAUCCGGUGGAUGUUUUGACUUAUGUUGCUUGGAAACUCUCUGGUUUUUCGUCGAAUCGUGUGAUUGGAUCGGGAACGAAUCUGGAUUCAUCUAGGUUUCGGUUUCUUAUUGCGGAUCAUCUCGACGUUAACGCUCAGGAUGUUCAGGCAUUCAUAGUUGGAGAGCAUGGCGACAGCUCGGUGGCACUAUGGUCGAGCAUAAGUGUGGGUGGGGUGCCGAUCCUAAGCUUUCUAAAGAAUCAACAAAUCGCCUACGAGAAAGAAACAUUAGAGAAAAUUCACAAAGAGGUCAUAGGUGGGGCUUACGAAGUCAUAAACCUUAAGGGCUACACAUCAUGGGCGAUCGGGUACUCUGUCGCAAGUUUAGCUCGGUCGAUCCUUCGAGACCAAAGGAGGAUCCAUCCUGUCUCUGUUAUUGCAAAAGGGUUUUACGGUAUCGAGGGUGGUGACUUGUUCCUUAGCCUGCCUGCACAACUUGGGAGGGGUGGAGUAUUGGGGAUCACCAAUGUGCAUCUAACAACAGAGGAGUCGAAACGGUUGAGGGACUCCGCGAACACCAUCUUGCAUGUGCAAGCUGAACUGGGGAUCUGAAAAUUUCAUUACAUUUUCUAUCCUAUGGAUGUAUUGAUGUGUUGUUGUGGUGAUGUUUGUGUUUGUUCUAAGGUUGGUUGUACAGGAAAGAGCAAACUAUGGGGUGAGAUUGAUAAUGUUUUUCUUUUUUAUUACCCCUUUAGAAUUUUACACUUAAUUACAUAUGAUAAAUGUAUUAACUAUGAUAAUACAAGGAAUGAUAUCAUGAUCAUGCUGGAUUAAGAUGCUA